Messenger RNA from Malassezia sympodialis ATCC 42132, 864 nucleotides. RefSeq names its product succinate dehydrogenase iron-sulfur protein subunit SDH2 (gene SDH2). The record is from RefSeq and is a predicted model, not a curated record. Gene Ontology annotation, molecular function: oxidoreductase activity; electron transfer activity; 2 iron, 2 sulfur cluster binding. Gene Ontology annotation, biological process: aerobic respiration; tricarboxylic acid cycle; respiratory electron transport chain. Lineage: Eukaryota; Fungi; Basidiomycota; Malasseziomycetes; Malasseziales; Malasseziaceae. Gene Ontology annotation, cellular component: mitochondrial membrane.
AUGAUAAUGCUGCCGAGCACGUUCCGCGUGGCUUCGCGCGCUGCUGCCCCUCGCUCCGUGACAGCUGCCUUCUCGACCUCGGCUGUGAAAGCGAUGGCUACGCCUGCCACUGAGCGCCCUCCCAAGAUGAAGUCGUUCAAGAUUUACCGUUGGGACCCUGAGAACCCUACUGAGAAGCCUAAGAUGCAGACCUACAAUAUUGAUCUUAACAAGACAGGCCCUAUGGUUUUGGACGCUCUUCUGAAGAUCAAGAACGAGGUUGACUCAACUUUGGCCUUCCGCCGCUCGUGCCGCGAGGGUAUUUGCGGGAGCUGUGCCAUGAACAUUGACGGUGUAAACACGCUUGCCUGUCUUUGCCGUAUCGACCGUGAUGCCAGUUCUAGCAACAUUUACCCGCUGCCCCACAUGCACGUCGUGAAAGACCUCAUUCCCGACUUGACUCAGUUCUACAAGCAGUACCGCAGCAUUGAGCCAUACCUGAAGGCUGAUGGUCCUCCGCCGGGCGGGCGCGAAUAUUUGCAGAGCCCCGAAGAACGCCGCCACCUUGAUGGCCUGUACGAGUGCAUUCUAUGUGCUUGCUGCUCGACAUCUUGCCCAUCGUACUGGUGGAACCAGGAUGCUUACCUCGGCCCUGCUGUCCUGAUGCAGGCUUACCGUUGGAUGGCUGAUUCGCGUGAUGCCCAUGGUGAUGAGCGCCGUGAGAAGCUGGAGAACACUUUCUCUCUCUACCGUUGCCACACUAUCUUCAACUGCACGCGGACAUGCCCUAAGGGUCUGAACCCUGCCAAGGCGAUUGCCCAGAUCAAGAAGGACAUGGCUGUGGGCGCUCCUAAGGUUGUGGAUCGUCCUCUCCAAUCCCCAUAG